AUGGGAGAGGAGAACCAAACCUCUGUGGUAGAAUUUGUCUUCCUGGGCCUCUCACAGGAUCCAAAGACACAAGUUCUGCUCUUCUUCCUGUUUCUGGCCAUCUACCUGCUCACCGUGCUGGGAAACCUGCUGAUGGUCGUGCUCAUUCACAUAGACCCCAGGCUCCACACACCCAUGUACUAUUUCCUUAGAAACCUGUCCUUUGCUGAUCUCUGUUUUUCUACCACCACUGUGCCCCAAGUGCUUGUCCACUUCCUGGUGAAGAGGAAAACCAUUUCCUUUGUUGGAUGCUCAACACAAGUAGUUGUUUUACUUCUCGUUGGGUGUACGGAUUGCGCACUGCUGGCGGUGAUGUCCUAUGAUAGGUACGUGGCCGUGUGUAAGCCGCUGCACUACUCCACCAUCAUGACACGUGGGGUAUGUGUGCAGCUGGCUGUAGGGUCCUGGGCCAGUGGGGCCUUUGUGUCCCUGGUGGACACCACAUUCACAUUGCGUCUUCCCUACCGAGGAAGCAAUGUCAUUAACCAUUUUUUCUGUGAACCUCCUGCCCUCCUGAAGCUGGCUUCAGCAGACACUUACAGAACAGAAAUGGCCAUCUUUGCGAUGGGCGUGGUCAUCCUCCUGGCUCCUGUCUCCCUCAUCCUCAUCUCCUACUGGAAUAUCAUCUCCACUGUGAUCCGGAUGCAGUCUGGGGAGGGGAGGUUCAAGGUCUUCUCUACCUGUGGUUCUCAUCUCAUUAUUGUUGGUCUCUUCUAUGGCUCAGCCAUAUUUGCCUAUAUGAGGCCAAACUCCAGAGUAAUGAAUGAAAAGGAUAAAAUGAUAUCUGUGUUCUACUCAGCAGUGACCCCCAUGCUGAACCCCAUCAUUUACAGCCUGAGAAAUAAGGAUGUUAAAGGGGCACUCAGGAGAGUAACUGCAACAUAG
This is a messenger RNA of Heterocephalus glaber (naked mole-rat), 924 nucleotides long. Its product is annotated as olfactory receptor 2D3. Gene Ontology annotation, biological process: G protein-coupled receptor signaling pathway. The record is from RefSeq and is a predicted model, not a curated record. Gene Ontology annotation, cellular component: membrane. Gene Ontology annotation, molecular function: G protein-coupled receptor activity; olfactory receptor activity. NCBI's taxonomy places the organism in Eukaryota, Metazoa, Chordata, Mammalia, Rodentia, Bathyergidae.